Closterium sp. NIES-65 is the source of this 1260-nucleotide messenger RNA. The record is from the annotation of a GenBank genome assembly. Lineage: Eukaryota; Viridiplantae; Streptophyta; Zygnematophyceae; Desmidiales; Closteriaceae.
AUGUCCGAUGGACUGCUCGGCUUCGCUCAUCUCAUUAAUCGCCCCAGCGAGUCAGGCUGGCAAUCAGACAGCUCCACACCGAAAGAGUCUAAGGUUUUCACAACAUGCACAACCGUUUUAGGGCCGUUACUAGAGGGUUACCCGCCGGACUCGUCCGCGAAGCACGAGGAUGCGGCGAAACACUCGUUUAGUCUUAAGAAGCUGUUUGGAGCGAAGUCGGGGAAGUCUAAAGAGGAGGAGGCGAAAGCGCGAGACGCGGAGAUUAAGUUUGUCUUGCAGGCCGCCGCGACGCCGUUAGCUUCGGUUCCGAAGCAAAUAAGUCUGCCUCGACCGACGACUCCCGAACUAACGCAGAAUCAACGUACCACGAGGGACGUUCUCAAGAAGUACAUUGCGGCAUCCGGCGGCUACAACUCACACAUGGCGCAGCAGGGCUCCGUGAUUUCCGGCCACGUCACCAUCUGGGCAUCUGAGGUGGUCAUGGGCGACAAGACGGUCUACGCCGCCCCGACCGCGGGCGCCCGCGGCGGCGCUGACGUGGCGAAGGGAACGUUCCGCGUGGUGCAGAUGCCGCCCAACAUGUGGCACGUGGCGGUGGCUAUGGGCGACACGCGGAUUGACGCCACGUGUGACGGCGAGCUGGUGUGGCGGCGGAGCAGUUGGGGCCCCUCCACGACGGCUAAAGGGCCUGUGCGACCACUCAGGCAUUUGCUAGCGGGCCUGGACCCGCCUACAGUCGCGGACGUGUUUGCCUCAGGGGAGUACCAGGGAGACGAGGGCAUAGAGGGCGACGAGUGCAUGUGCGUGAAGGUGAUGGCCAACCCGCUCGCCCUCAUGUCCAUGAGCACGGGCGGGGGCAAUGUGGGCGGCAAGCAGCAGGACGUGUGCGACGUGCUGGCGUACCAGGUGGAGGGGUUCUUCAGUAAAGCGUCAGGGCUGCUGAUUGGCCUGCGCGAUCACCAUCUCACCAAAACCAAGACAGCGAGCAACAGCACAAUCUACUGGGAGAGGGUGAUGGUGACGCGGGUGGGGGACUUCCAGCCCAUGGAGGGCGGCAUGAUCAUCCCCCACAGCGGCCGCUCCGUGCUCUCUCUCGCCAAGCGCUGCGAUGACGACACGUCAGGGACGAUACGCGCGUGGGUGAGAGAAGAGUGGGGCGUUGACUCGGUCACGCAGGACGCCAUGGCCAUGCAGGGGUUGCUAGCACGGCCGGCAGAUUUGAUUAUGACGGCUAGCUCUGCGUCUUUGCAUAGAGGGUGA